Scylla paramamosain (green mud crab) is the source of this 9648-nucleotide messenger RNA. RefSeq names its product importin subunit alpha-3-like (gene Kap-alpha3). The record is from RefSeq and is a predicted model, not a curated record. Gene Ontology annotation, cellular component: nucleus; cytoplasm. Lineage: Eukaryota; Metazoa; Arthropoda; Malacostraca; Decapoda; Portunidae. Gene Ontology annotation, biological process: NLS-bearing protein import into nucleus. Gene Ontology annotation, molecular function: protein binding; nuclear import signal receptor activity.
UGGAAGGCUUGGUUUGAGUCCCGGAGUGUGACGUCAAGCGGUCUGUCUGUCUGUCUUGCGGGCACCGGACGUGUUCAGGGGAGGGCAAGAACGCUGGUUUUGGGGCUAGAGAGGCUCACAUCCAAGUCUAUAAUGGACAAGCAACAAAAUGACCAGUUUAAGAACAGAAUGGGAGUCUUCAAGAACAAGGGAAAGGACCAGGAUGAAAUGAGAAGAAGAAGAACAGAAGUCACAGUUGAACUCAGAAAAAAUAAAAGAGAAGAAACUUUUUUAAAACGAAGAAAUGUGCCAGUUACAGACUCCACAACAGAUGAUGAUGAUGUUGACAAGCAGCUAACAGCAGCUAACUUGGCAUUGAUUGUGGAGAAUGCAGCAAGUGAGGAUCAGAUGGUACAGCUGCCAGCAGUACAGGCGGCUCGAAAGCUGCUGUCUUCUGACAGAAAUCCACCUAUAGAUGACCUUAUUCAGUCUGGCUUCCUUCCUAUUCUUGUUAAAUGCUUAGAAGGCACUGACAAUCCUUCACUGCAGUUUGAAGCAGCGUGGGCCCUCACCAACAUAGCCUCAGGUACUUCGAGGCAGACACAGGCAGUGGUCCAUGCUGGAGCUGUACCUUUGUUUCUUAAGCUCUUACACUCUUCAAGCCAGAAUGUUUGUGAACAAGCUGUCUGGGCACUAGGUAAUAUAAUUGGUGAUGGGCCACAGCUCAGAGACUACGUUAUUUCGUUGGGUGUUGUCCAGCCACUCCUUAGCUUCAUAAAUCCAGAGAUACCCAUUGGAUUCCUAAGAAACGUUACUUGGGUUGUCGUAAAUCUGUGCAGAAACAAGGAGCCUCCACCACCCCCAGCAGACAUAAAGGAAAUAUUGCCUGCCCUCAAUAUCCUCAUCCAUCACCAGGAUACCUCAAUACUGGUGGAUACUGUCUGGGCACUGAGUUAUCUCACUGAUGGAGGAAAUACAAACAUUCAACUGGUCAUAGACAGUGGGGUGGUACCAAAGCUUAUACCUCUCUUGUCUCAUAAAGAAGUCAAGGUUCAGACAGCUGCUUUAAGAGCAGUUGGCAACAUUGUGACUGGUACAGAUGAUCAGACACAAGUUGUGCUCAACUGUGGUGCAUUGUUUCACUUCCCUGCUCUACUUACACACCAAAAAGAAAAAAUUAACAAGGAGGCUGUGUGGUUCUUGAGCAAUAUCACAGCUGGUAACAAGCAACAAGUGCAAGCAGUGAUUGAUGCAGGUCUCAUUCCCAUGAUCAUCACCCAACUGACCAAAGGAGAAUUUCAGACACAAAAAGAAGCUGCUUGGGCUAUUAGUAACCUCACCAUCUCAGGCAGUAAACAGCAGGUUUCUUAUCUUGUGAGUAAGGGUGUCAUUCCACCUUUCUGCAACUUGUUGACUUGUAAAGAUAUUCAAGUCAUUCAGGUGGUUCUUGAUGGCAUCUCCAACAUCCUCAACAGGGCGGGUGAUGAAGUUGAGGUGGUAGCAAAUAUGAUUGAGGAAUGUGGCGGUUUAGAUAAAAUUGAAUUUCUACAGAACCACGAAAAUGUUGAUAUAUAUAAGCUGGCUUACAGUAUAAUCGAAAGAUACUUCUCUGAGGAUGAAACUGAAGACCCCAGUUUAGUUCCAGAAUCAACAGAAACAGAGUAUGCAUUUGAUAAUAAUAGUACUAGUGAGGGAGGUUUUCGCUUUUAGUGACUAUUGGCUCAUAGGUAUAUUUAAUUUACUCAAAUAAUGAAUCAUAUAAUGAGUGGUAGGUGAAGCUUACAUAUAGCUGUAUUUUUAAUAUUGAAAAUAGAAAACUACUGUUUGAAAGUGUGUUAUUUUCACACUUACACCUCAGAAUACAAGUUUACACAUCAUUGUUAUUAGUCCUUUACUGUUGAUAUUUCUGUACAUGUCCACAUCUCAAUGAAUAACUAAAAUUUGCCUAAGUUAUUCAUUAUUCAUUCAAAUUUAACUAAUUAUCAUUGUAUUCAAACUAUAUCAGUUUGGUGAGAUUUGGCAUACUCAUUGCAGUUUUGAAGUGUACAAAGAAGGUUUGUACCAGUACAUGUCUUAAAGAGAAUAUCUGUGCAGACCACCAUCUUGAAAAUGCUUUCACUGUGCUGAAAUUGGACUCAAAAUAGAUGAAACUGGUAAUACAUGUUAUCAUAAAAUUGUCCUUAUAAAGAAACCUAUGUGAAUUACAAACAACAAUCAUAAAUAAAAAAAAAAAUUUUGGUCCAGUUACAAGUAGUCAUGAUUAUAGUGAGGAAUGUAUUGAGGAAAAGUAAAAUAAGUGAGAGGAAAUCAGGUGAAAGUUAUAUAAUGUGGCCCCUGUGGUGGUCACUUGGGCUAUUUGGGAAUGUUAGCUACACUUCACAGCCAGUCAUUUAACUAGCUGUUUGUCAUUGAUAAAAUGCUGAAUGAAUUGGUCAUUGUCAAAGCUUGCUGAGUUCUCAUGACACCACAAUGCCCUGCCUGAAAUUAUAUUAUUGUGGCAUAAAUGCUUCCCUUUGGAAUAUAUUGCUUUGAUUAUGUAGGUUUCUUCUGUUUUUCAUUUUUUUUUUUAUGUUGCAUGUAUUUUACAGGUUUCAAUUUUUAUUAUUUGAUACAAAAUUUCCAAAAUUACACACACACACACACACACACACACACACACACACACACACACACACACACACACACACACACACACACACACACACACACACACACACUAUUAGUGGCUGCUUCCAUAUUUGAUGAAUAAGCAAAGGCAGUUUUUAGAUUGUGUUGUGAAUUUGUCAUUUCCCAGAAAGAGUAUUUAAAUAUUUGUCUUAUUUUUGUUUUGUGUGUGGGUAUGGCUGUGUGUGCAUGUGCAUACAUGCGUGUGUGUUCGUUUGUGCGUAUGCAUUAUCUAUUGGUUAUAAACAAUUUUCAGCAGUCCUCCAUAUAUCUAGGGGUAAGGGACCUCUGAAGUCAUAUGUAUUAAGCAAACAAAGUUUAUGAACUUCCCACUAUGAUAGUUAUUGAGGGUGGGAGGGUGACAAGACCAAAAUGCCUGGUAAGAUAUUGUUUAUAUAGUAUGUAAGAGAUUUUAAUAUGACAUGCUUUUUAUAGAAAAAGCAGGUUAUUGUUGAUAACAUAAAUGAAGGCAAGUUGUCAUCUUUUCAAGUUUUGACCAUAGUGUGGAGUUCAUGAAGGACAAGGGAUUAGCAAGUGGCACAAACUUCAUUCACAGGUAUUUGCUUCAUUUGUAUUUUUGUUAGUACUUUUGUAUUAGUACCAUUGUUAUUUGACACAGUAAAUACUUAAAUAUUUAUUCAUAAUGUAUGAGGUCCACUCAGAAAGUUUACAACCUUAGGCUGAAAAGACAAUUGCUUACCUUUCACAUGUAAUUUGGGUUCCAGAUCUAAUCUCCUCUGUUGCAGUGACUACAAAUUUAGCUCAGCGGUACUUCCAUAGCAAGAAACAUUUCUGGAAGACCUGUUUUGGCAUGGCUAUGUUUUGUUGUGGUCUUUUUUAUAUAUUCUUAGCUCAUAUCGCAACUUUCCUGAUGGUAUGUUCAUUUGCGGGACACCCAGAAAUCACAAGGAGCUAUGUGUGGCAAGCAGGAAACCUGCUCAUGCUGAGGCAUUCCAAGCUUGGCUAAGAAAUCAUGGAUCAGGUACAAAGGCUAGGGAGUUGUUAUGCAGCUGCCAAUGUGUGCCUAUCACAGGCCCAGUGUCUUUUCCCCCUAACUGCUUUAUGAAUAUCAUUAAGAACCUGUCCAUGAUACUGUUUGUUGACAGUUUAACCAUCUAGUGCAUUUUAAUCAUGCACAACAUCAUGAUAGUCAAGAGAAGUCAACACCACUGACUUUUUUUUUCUCUUAGGGUUGGGGGAGACAACAGAUUUGUUUUAAUAACAGAGCCUUUAACUCUGGUUUCUGAGUUUUGAAAGGAGAUUGGGCACAAAUUUUGUGAUCACUUACAUGCCCAAAUAAUUUGUUACAAUGGCAUGUGCUGAGCCAUUGCUAGGCCCAAUAUUAUUAAUAGUUUUCCAGAUAAUCAAUCAACACACUUGGUAAGUGAUGUGUGGGUUUCAGCUUGUUAACGGUAUUUAUGAAUGCUGAAGCUCAGCCAUCUGUAAAUUUGUUUAACCAUUCUUUAGUAUCAGUGCUGGAAGUUUUCCGAGUUCUUUGAAAUAAUGCAGUAACAUUGCUCAUUGAUUCCAUCAUUAUAAAUAAAAAAAUAAAUAAAUAAAUAAUGUGAUGCACACAUUGGUUGCCUGGUACCAACAAACUCCUCAGGUAAGACUGUCGAUCAGAUCAAACUUGCACAGUAAGGUCACACUUCAUGCCAUUAUCACCUCGGCUCCAGCUGGUUUCUAGGUAGUAAAUAAGGUUGAAUGACUUGAACAGACCUCAUUUAGAGAAAAAUUUAAGGAUCCUUCCCUUCCAUGCAUUAAAAGAGAUAGUCAUAAAAAAAAAAGUGUUUUGGAUACUUAAAAGAUUUCUCACACCUCUUUGUCAUAAGAGCAGCAGCAGCAAAGAGUGGUGGAAGCACAUGGUUCUAAAUACUGACACCCCAUUGUUGUUUAUAAUGGCAUGAAUGGGAAUAUAUCAAGCUUGAGCUUUCAGAUAUAUUUAAAUUCUAUAUAGCCACUAAAGGAGCAUUGCCAGAUAUGUAUUUCUGAUAUUUUUUAAAAGCUUCAGGAAGAAUGUCCUCAGUCUGCUAAAUAUAUUUUCCUUACAAGUGCAGUCAACAGGGAUCAAAGACUAAAAUCAUGUAUUUUAUUCUGAUUUUUAAGAGGAUCAUUGUUAUAAGUACACUCAUUGACAGGAGUUGAAUAAUCAGUCACACUCACAUCCACUAUAUUUAGCAAAUUCCCACAGUCUGUAGUCCUCUCAUAUAUGUAGAAUCAUCAUCAUCAGUAUCUGGUUUAAUAUCUUUAUUUUCUCUUAUGGUUUUGGACAGCUUAUGAAUCUCCCCCAAUUUUUGUGUUCAUAGGUGACCUCUUCUUCCAAAUCUUGACCAUUGAUAGAAAGCUGGCAGAUCAGAGGAUUUAAGAAAGGGAAAUUGCUAAACAUGAUGCAAGUGAGUGCAAAAUGUUAUUUGACUUCUGACCGUGACUGUACAACAAUAGAUUUCAUGCAGGUUUUGCAUGCAUGGUUAUUGGCUAUUCCAUUUUUACUUUAUUGAAAGCUUGUGUGCUGGACUAUAUUUAAUGCAGGAGAUUAUAGACUAGUUAGUGUCUUAUCAUGGACCCUUCCCUCUCACUUGCCAUCACAUGCAUUCCUCAGCCUUAAUUGUCACCGUCUUACUUUUUUUCAGCAUGUGCAUUAAUUACCUUCUCUGACUUAUCUUCAUAUACUUUUUUAUUGUUACAGCACUAAUGCAUCAUAUCUUUUUGCUUAUUUUGAAGUCAUUUAAGUACUCAUGUUAACCAAACACCAAUAUAUUGCUACAAUAUGAUUAUAUGAAUAGGGAGAGAGAGAAAAUCCAAAGGAACAGGGUAGAUGUUAUGUAUAUUGGAUGAUAUCCUCCUUUUCAAUAGGAGAGAGAGAGAGAGAGAGAGAGAGAGAGAGAGGGGUGGGGAUAGACUAGGGAAUAAGAUAUAUGGACAGAAGCAAGGUGAUUAGCAACUUCAUGUAUAUUGUAAGGAAGAGGAAUUACGUAUACUUAAUAUAUUGUACUAUUAUAAAAGAUGUGAUUUUUUAUUGGCGCCAGUGAGGAGGUCCAGUAUUGCAUAUACUUGUCUAUGAAUUUCCAUAUAGUUGUUGGUUAUGUAUCCAUGCAGUGAAUUAUCAAACUUCUGUUGCUCACUAUCCUGCCCUCUCCAUGUGAAUGAACAAUCAUAACUAAAGAGCAAAGGAAAUGGGAAGCAUUAGGUUCUGUUGUAUGUCAUAAAGAGAUCAAUUAAACCCAUUUGUAUAUCAGGAAAAGGAUAAAGUAACAGUCAAAUGUAUAUCUGAAAAAAUCCUUUCAUUAUGCUAAACUGCUGAUGACUAAAGGUGUGACAAAUCAACUCAUUGCUUAUUGUUCUUUUUAUAUCCAUUUGGCAAACACUUCUACCAAGAAGGGUAGCAAUAUGCUGAUUUGCCACAACUAAAAAAGCAAUGCACAGAUUGUUGGCUCAUUAAAAUCAUAAAUUAAAUAAUAAGUGCCAUAUUGUCAUGAACAACCAUAAAGUUAAAGGAGAUACUGAUCUGGUAUAUAUUUGAUAUACUAAUAUUUCAUGGCAUACUACAGGCCUUACUAUUUAUAACUGCAUUAAGUUUUCAUCCCUUGCUGUUCAUUCACAUUCACACAAGACAUUAAGACCAUCAGGAGAGGUAAAAAAAAAUUAGUCCAACCUUGCAAUGAUGGAACUAUAAAAAAUUAACUGUACCUACCUUUACCUGGCACAAUAGACUUGCAUUCUCUUGAUAGGUAUGGUCUUCACAUCUUAUUUAUUGAAUGAUGAGCUUGCAUAUCUGUCAUCACAUUGCAGACUGACAGUAACAUAUCGAGUAACCUUGUCAAAAUGAAAAAAGACAGCUGAUUAAGGUCUAUAAAGAACUGUAGGAAAUUAUUCCACUUAAUUAUACUCCCUGAAAUAUUUAUGAUAAAGGUUUCAAAAGGGAUAAGAAUAAGAAUCUGAAGUUUCUGAGGUGUCUUGGUGCUCAUUUUGAAUCUUCAGUAAAAGAAUAAAAAAAAAAAAAACUGAGAAUUGAAGAAAAAAAGAUUAUAGUAAUCUCUUGCAGUAGGAGUAAUGGGCAUUGUAAGGAUGAGAGUAAACAAAGUCUUUCACUGUGAGAAUGGAGGAGGCAUGAAAACAUGCAGUUGGCAAAUUAGCAGUAACCAAUAACUGCAUUUCCUUUUACUGCCUUUCAUCAUUCUCUCUCUCUCUCUCUCUCUCUCUCUCUCUCUCUCUCUCUCUCUCUCUCUCUCUCUCUCUCUCUCUCUCUCUCUCUCUCUCUCUCUCUCUCUCUCUCUCUCUCUCUCAUUUAAUAAUACAUAUAUUAUGAUUUUUAUGUAUUACAACCCUAUCUUUGAGUUUAUUAACUGAAUUAAACUAGUCUGCUUCAGUGGUCACCUCCACACACCAACACUUUCAGUAACCAAUAUCAUAACAUUAGCUCAGUCACCACCAAUACUUCCUUGUUCUGCUCCCAACCAGGUCACGUGUCUAUAUGACCAUGACAAGUGUUGUAGCAUUUAUUUGUUGCAGCUGCUUGUGGCAUUGUAAAAGACAACUUGGGAAGACUUUAUUUGCCUUAUCAUAGGUCUCAGUAAGAUUUGGAGACAAGUAAAAUAAAGUUAAUUAAGGAAUUACUGACAGGGGCCACAAUAAGGUUUAGGGGGGAGAAGGAAAUGGAAAGGAAUCAAGAAAUUAUAACUUAACUUCAUGAUGAAAUAAAGGCACUAUCUUGAUAGUAAAACAAGUGCAAUGAUAGCUAAACUUAAUAUUAUAUUUUGCUCAGUUGAUUUUUAAAGAAUUAUUUAGUUUUUGUUACUUGAUUUGUUAUGCCCUUGUCAAAUUGGGUUACAGAUUUUAAAAUAUCAAAGUAUAAUAUUUUGCUGGAGAUCUUUUUCAAGCAAUUUUAAAAGUUUUCUAUGAUGUUUAACACUUUUUUCAGUUUUUCAGUUGUAUUACAGUUGGGAAAGUAUUACUUAAUUUUGUCUAUCUUUUAUUUUACUUUCAGUAACUUGUCAUAUCUUUAUUUUUUUAUUUUAUUUAUUUAUUUUUUUAAUACAUUGAAAAGACAUGGUAUCAUAAUCAUUAAAAGAAACAAAACAAACAAGUCAGGUUGCAUACAUGACCUCAAAAUCAUCAGAUUUUUAUUUUGUGAAAGUUUCUAAUUUUUUUCAUAACAUGGAUUCUGGUAAAUUAUAUCCACUGUCAAUAUGCUUUUCACAUAGAAGUUUGUUUUAAAUUCUAUGCCCUUCAGUUUUUCUCCAUUAAUUUGCAAAUGAAUAUGCACAGUAUUAUAUGUUUUUUGACAGCUUUGCAGUCCUCAUGAUUUUAAAGACAGUAAGCUGAAUCAGUUAUGUUGAAAAGACAUAGAUACCUAAACUUUUUUUUUUUUUCAUAAUUAUAUAUUUGGUAACUAAAGAAAGUGUUACCUGAAACCACAGAAUAUAUAUGCUGUAGUCUUUCCUCUGCAUGCCUUAGAUUAAUGCCCUAAACUAACUCAUGUCAUGGGGUCUGAGGACAUGGAAACACUGUACAUAAUUGUCACUGACAGGUCUUCCACCUACUGAUUGGAUAACUUAUUUCUAUUUUGAUUUAAAAGAUGCAACAAGUUAACUUUGUAAUCCUGUAAAAGCUCUAUUAAUUUUUAAGAUAUACACUUAUAUAGACAAUAAUACAGUAUAUUAUAAAUGAAUUAAUACUAAGUCAAUUUGCCCUGCAUUUUUCAAACAGUGCUGCCUAGUGGAAGUAUUGCCAUGUUUACAUGUUCUCAGAAUUACAGUGCAAAGUCUAUGACAUGAACAUAGUGUAGCAGUGCUUCAUGUAUAUCAAUAAGGAUUUAUAGCAUUUCUUUUUGGUUUAGUUUAUUAGUGACCCAAGGUUGAGUUCGUGAGCAUAUCCCAGCAUGUAUGAACAAACUGUGUUGGACAGUAACUGUAUUGGGACAAGAAUGGAACACAAUGUGAUUCAGGACUAAAGGCAGAUGUUCAUUGCAGCACUUUUAUCUCCUGUAACAUAAAUUAUGCAUUUCUGAAUGAAAUACUAGAACAAGACAAAGUUUUAACACAAUUAAGCAGUUAUUACAGCUGUGAGGGGGAGGCAUCUAUGGUGUAGGAUGGAAGAAUUGAAGUUUCUCUCUCUCUCUCUCUCUCUCUCUCUCUCUCUCUCUCUCUCUCUCUCUCUCUCUCUCUCUCUCUCUCUCUCUCUCUCUCUCUCUCUCUCUCUCUCUCUCUCUCUCUCUCUCUCUCUCUCUCUCUCUCUCUCCCCUUCAUUUUCUUCACUCUGAGAGGACUUAGGAGAUAGGGAUUGGUCUAUGGGAGUAAAACAUGAAUGUUUGAAGCUAAUCUUUGCAGGUCAAGAAAAAGAUAGUCAUGAUCAGAAGCCAAGUAACUUACUACACUCACAUUACGUUUUUGCCUCCGUCUUAGUCUUGUGAUAUGCCAAGCCAUGAUCAGAAGCCAAAUAACUUACUACUAUACUCACAUUAUGUUUUGCCUCUAUCUUAAGUCCUGUGAUAUGCCAAGACUCUAUCAAUUAUGUGAUUUUUUAUAAUAAGACUGACAGCAGAUCAGAGGACUUAUUUAAAAAUUGAGGGAAAACACAAUAUGCAGUAGGAGUGAAUAGAGCAAGUUAUCAACUUGUGACUGUGGCUAUACUGCCAGUAGAAAUUUAAUGUUUGCAGCCAAUUACAAUUGUCAUGAUUUGACAGACAAUAGUAAGAGAUACAUGGAAACUGUAUGGCUUGCAAGAGAGAGAGCAGACUAAAUAGUACUUACCAGUUCUGUUUAAGUAUAAAGGAGAAAAGUUAUUAAAAAUUAAUUGCAUAAAUGAUAAAAAGAUUUGUGUCCAAGGAAGAUGAAAGACUGGAAGACUGCUGGUAUCUAAGAGCUUAAGUAAUAUUGUAGUGUCCCCUUUGGACACUUUUUAGAAACUCGAGUAACUGAUAUGAAGUCAUGUAUUUGGACUGAGAGACCCUUGCAAUGGAUCAAACCCAGGAUCCAAGUAAGUUCCCAUGGACAUCAGGACCUUAAU